Molecule: messenger RNA, 3589 nt
Organism: Oryza sativa Japonica Group (Japanese rice)
Lineage: Eukaryota; Viridiplantae; Streptophyta; Magnoliopsida; Poales; Poaceae
Product: FT-interacting protein 3
Source: RefSeq, a predicted model, not a curated record
UCGGGGUCGUCGUCUUCUUCUUCCUCCUCUCGCUAGCUACCUGCCGUUUUCAUUUCCCUACCAUACGUUGGGGUUUUCUCCGGCUGCUCCUCCGUGUGGCCAGUUGUCCUCAUCUUCCUCCUCCUCUCUCCUUGUUGCCGCGAAGAGGAUAGAUAACCCAUAGUCCCGUACGCUUCUCUUUCUCUCUCUCUCUCUCUCUCUUUCCUCUCCACUUUGAAUCAAUCAAAACGGAGAAGAAGAAGAAGAAGAAGAAGAAGAAGAAGAAGAAGACAUCAAGAACACGUGGAGCAGAAGCUUCUCUGCCGGCUUCUAUCGUAGCUCUCAAGGAUAAAGAAAAUCUGCUGCAGAGGUACAAGAUCUAGUGGCAGAACAUGAUGAGCAAUCUUAAGCUUGGGGUGGAGGUUACCAGUGCUCAUGACCUCCUACCAAAAGAGCAGGGCACAUGCAACCCCUAUGUCGAGAUCGAAUUCGAUGACCAGAAGUUCCGCACAGCCAUCAAAGAGAGGGAUAUCAACCCUGUCUGGAACGAGCAGUUCUACUUCAACAUAUCUGAUCCAUCCCGCCUCACUGAGAAAGACCUCGAGGCGUAUGUGUACCACGCAAACCGCGCCAGCAAUUCCAAGACUUGCCUUGGCAAGGUUCGGAUCUCCGGUACAUCCUUUGUCAGCCACUCAGAUGCCACACCUCUUCACUACCCCCUGGAGAAGCGCACGAUCUUAUCCCGUGCUCGUGGUGAGCUCGGUCUCAGGGUGUUCCUUACAGAUGAUCCAUCAGUCAGAGUGUCCGCUCCUGGUCAGGAGUUCGACUUCAUAAGCACGCCUACGACUGCCCAAGAGCAGGUAGCCGCCAAUGCCAUUCCAAAUCCUUUCCAGGAGACCAGAGCAGAUCAAGUGAGGCAAUUCCAACACUUACCAAAAGAACAGCACCAGCACCGUCCGCAGCCAAUGACUGCGCAGCCAUACUACCCUGAAAGUUCAUACGGACAACAGCAACAGAAAACCUACUCUGCUGUCGGGAACAAAGCUGAAGGUCCUCCACCUCCAGUCAUGAGGAUGUAUGCUCAAGGUCCACAGCAGCAGCCUGUAGAAUUCCAGCUGAAGGAAACAAGCCCAACACUUGGUGGCGGACGUGUUAUUGGCGGCCGGGUGAUCCCCGGUGAAAAGGCAGGGGCAUACGACCUUGUUGAGAAGAUGCAGUACCUAUUUGUGCGUGUGGUUAAGGCCCGUGAUCUGCCCCACAUGGACAUCACUGGGAGUCUUGAUCCUUAUGUUGAGGUGCACCUCGGAAACUACAAAAUGAAGACAAGGCACUUUGAGAAGAACCAGAGGCCUGAGUGGGAUGAGGUGUUUGCUUUCCCUAGGGAAGUAAUGCAGUCAACGUCACUUGAAGUUAUUGUGAAGGAUAAGGACUUCAUUCGGGAUGAUUAUGUUGGCCGGGUGUCAAUAGAUCUAAAUGAGGUACCACUAAGGGUCCCUCCUGACAGCCCAUUGGCACCAGAGUGGUAUCGACUUGUGGGGAAGGAAGGGCACAGGGAUAAAGGGGAGCUGAUGCUCGCUGUCUGGUAUGGAACUCAAGCAGAUGAGUGCUUCCCAAGUGCCAUCCACGCAGGAUCAGAACCAAUUGAUUCCCAUCUUCACAACUACAUCCGUGGGAAGGUCUACCCUGUACCCAGAAUGUGGUAUGUGAGGGUCAAUGUAAUUGGGGCACAGGAUAUAUUUCCAAUGGAGAACCACAUACCUGAUGUAUUUGUUAAGGUGAGGCUGGGCCACCAAAUGCUGAAGACAAGGCCAGCUCGCUCACCAACCAGAAACUUCAUGUGGAAUGAGGAGAUGAUGUUUGUCGCGGCAGAGCCUUUCGAGGAGGACUUGAUCAUACAAAUAGAGGAUCGAGUUGCUCAGAACAAGGAUGAAGUGAUUGGUGAAACUAUGAUACCUCUCGCAAGGCUUCCAAGGAGGGCUGACCAUAAGCCAGUGCUGCCAGCAUGGUUUGAUCUCAGAAGGCCAGGACUGAUUGAUCUGAACCAACUAAAGGAAGAUAAAUUCUAUGCAAAGGUGCAACUUCGUAUUUGCCUUGAAGGUGGUUACCAUGUGCUCGAUGAGUCCACACAGUACUGUAGCGAUCUCCGGCCAACAAUGAAGCAGCUGUGGAAACCACCAAUCGGUCUGCUUGAAGUUGGCAUUCUAAGUGCAAAUGGGCUCAAUCCAACAAAGACCAAGCAUGAGCGGGGGUCAUGCGAUGCAUAUUGUGUUGCCAAGUAUGGUCAGAAAUGGGUGCGGACACGUACUAUUGUUGACAACUUGAACCCUAGAUUCAAUGAACAGUACACAUGGGAUGUCUUCGACCAUGGAACAGUGCUCACCAUUGGUUUAUUUGACAACUGCCACAUAUCUGCAGACAGCAACCACAGUAGUUCCCCCGGCCAUAUGGACAAGCCCAUCGGGAAAGUGCGAAUUCGGCUUUCAACUCUUGAGACUGGGAGGGUGUACACACACACGUAUCCAUUACUUGUCCUCCACCCAUCAGGAGUUAAGAAAAUGGGAGAACUCCACCUGGCCAUCAGGUUCACAGCCACAUCCCUUCUCAAUGUGCUCUUCACAUAUUCUCGGCCCCUCUUGCCCAAGAUGCAUUACGCGCAACCACUGUCAAUAGUGCAGCAGGAAAUGCUCCGCCACCAAGCUGUGCAACUUGUCGCACAGCGUCUAGGGCGCAUGGAGCCACCAGUUCGCAGGGAAGUUGUUGAGUUCAUGUCAGAUGCCCGCUCACACCUGUGGAGCAUGCGGCGAAGCAAGGCUAACUUCUUCCGUCUUAUGCAAGUCUUCUCCGGAUUCAUUGCUGCAGGAAAGUGGUUUGGCGACGUUUGUCAGUGGAAAAACCCAGUCACAACAGUUUUAGUUCAUGUGCUAUUUAUCAUGCUUGUCUUCUACCCAGACCUUAUCCUCCCAACAAUCUUCCUCUACAUGUUCUUGAUAGGAUUGUGGAAUUACCGGUUCCGGCCGCGUUUCCCACCUCAUAUGAACACAAGGAUAUCUCAUGCCGAUAUGACAAACCCAGAUGAGCUUGAUGAAGAAUUUGAUACAUUCCCAACAUCAAAGAGUCCAGAUCUGGUUAGGAUGAGGUAUGACAGGCUACGGCAUGUUGCUGGGAGGAUACAGACAGUUGUUGGGGACAUUGCAACUCAAGGAGAGAGGCUGCAGUCGCUGCUCAGCUGGAGGGAUCCAAGGGCAACAUCUAUGUUCCUAUUGUUUUGCCUGCUUACUGCAGUUAUCUUGUAUGUGACACCAUUCCAAGUGAUUGCACUCUGCCUUGGUUUCUUCUGGAUGAGGCACCCACGGUUUCGUCAUAAGGUUCCAUCGGCACCUGUGAACUUCUUCAGGAGGCUACCUGCAAAGACAGAUUCUUUGCUAUAAAUAUUUUCAGAGAUCAAUAUCCAAUUGUGUAUUUAUUUUUUGUUUUUCAGUAUAUUGUUGUAUGAUAGCAUUAAGGGAAAUACAUUAAUAUUUGUAAUUGUUGCUUCAUCUGAGAGGAUAAAAUAAGUCCAGUUCAACAGAUAAUUUUCUUGACUUGAUAUUGAAAUUCAAAUUGCAUACUA